UUUAAUUUGGUGUAAAAAAUAAUUUUGGACAAAAUAGACCCUUGAAGGUCUACAGUAACCUUAAUUUCCUCUUAUUGCCUAAUUACACAGGCUUUGACAAACAACUUGCCAAAAAAAACUGUUAAACCGUUUAGCUUUUUAAAGCUUUUAUAGGUUUAUUCAAAAUACACCUAGAAUGCAGGCAUAUUUUGUGAGAGCAAGACUAGUCCAGCCCAGGUUGUUUGAAAGGCAGACAAUGUUAUCCACCAGGUAAAUCACAAUCCAGCAGAUACAUGUAGCUUGGGUUGCUUUGUUAAGACUUAUCCACUGGAUAGUGAUUUAUCCGGUGGAUAACGUUAUCCAGCCUUCAAAUGACUGGGGUCAGACGUACAAAGUCUUUGUGAGAACAUUAGCAUCACCUUAAAUGCAUAAUAAUGUAUUACAAGAAAAUUAUGGAGGUAAACUAUUAUAAUUAUUUCAAACUCCUGCUCUUCCUUCCCCCUUCCACCCCCGGCACUGGCCUAUGUUCAGCUGCUCGGUCACGUAAUUUUUUUCAAAAUAAACAAGUAUGUAAAAUACUUGCAGUAUGGAUCAAAUACAAUGGUAUCAAAAUAAUGACCCAAAUUCCAGUUCGAUAUUAUUCCUCAACAUUAGAAGCUUAUCAAAGAUCAAUUUAAGACUAAAGACAAAGUUGAUCAGGAAAUCCGCGUUUCCAAUAUUAGCCAUCGAUCAAGAAAGCGAAAAACCCUUCUGAUGUAGCGACUAGAACUUUGCCGCAGGCGUUAAACAUACGAUGUAUGUUUCAACACCAAGAAACAGAAGACCUGCGCAAAUGAAAAUUAAUUCUUUGGCGAACAUUGUCAAGAACAAUAAGCCAAGCAGGGAUUACUAUUAUGACACUAUUACGUGAAUUCGACACAGUGCGGUGCAUCAAAACAAUGAAUAUUUUUCGAAGUCAUUAUACAUAAAACACAAGGAAACCGAAGUUUGACUCUUGCUGGGCAAAACAUUCGUAAAUUAUUUAACGAUGUUGGGAAUCUCGUGCAAAGGGAAAAUUUUCCCAAAUAUAAUGCUGCACAUGGCAAAUAAUCGGCACAAUGGCGUUAGCGGUGUAAGGUAUCAGGCGGUGCUUGACAUUUUUAUGUUCGUAUAGUUUGGACAACGGAGAAGGACAAAACAAAAUAUCUAUAUCCUGGGAGAAACUAAGAAAGUGCUUUCCAUUAUGAUUUAUCACACUAGGUAAGGGUGGCUAACAGUAUCAAGGUGUAAUUUCUGAUUCUCCUCAUUUCGAUGGCGAAAUUUCUGCUGGUAACGUAACUAAUCGCGGCUCAAAGGUGAUGCCAUGGGGGAGAAAUGUCAGUGGUGUUCAUUGCUGUGUGCUCUUUGCCGCAUCGGUUGUUUUCGGUGUGGUCAGAAGCUUUGUUGUAAGGAGCCAGCAGCACCAAGGCCUACAUACUCUGUGAUCGCAAUUGGGUUGGGUCAGGCUGGAAAGUCUUUGCUGUUUGCUAAGUUGAGUGGUGACACUGUGGAAGACCUUAAGCCCACAGUUGGUUUCUCUGUGAAAGCUAUCCAGUUACCAACUGCCAUUCUUAAUAUCAAGGAACUUGGAGGUGGAGACAAUGUAAGGAAGUACUGGCCUCAUUAUUUUGCUGGAGCUCAGGGAAUAGUGUUUGUGGUGGACAGUAGUAGUAAUGAUGAUGAUGUGGACUUAGCAGCAGCUGAACUUCAAGAGGCUCUCUCCCACCCCUCCCUGGAAUCUGUUCCUCUUUUGGUGUUUGCAAGCAAACAGGAUGUGAAUGGAGCAUGGAAUGCAGAUGAGCUGUCAAGAAUGAUGGGCUUGGAUGUAAUUGCACACAAAAGAGAGUGGCAUAUACAACCCUGCUCCCAAAACGACAUAGAGAGUGCACAGCAGGGACUGUCUAAACUGGUCACAUUUUUGAGUCCUCAUGAUAAGGAAGCAACAGAACAGAACCAAAUAUGAACUCUUUUUGCCUCCUCUGUCAGAAGAGCGUGUAACAUAAACUGUAAGACUAGCAUCAUACAUAUUGACAUGCACUGCAUGGACAAUAGUAGUCUCCUUAACCUCCCCUGACCAAUUCUAGUUAAAUGUUGAUAACCACACGGUAAUAUUUCAAUGUCGUGAGACAAGUUCUAGUUUCUAAGAAACUAUUGUGUGGUGUUGAGGCUAAGCCUGGGGUGUGCAGUGGAAAUUGAUGAUUGUAAAAGCAAUCAAUCGGUCCAUAUCAAUCAAUGUAAUUAGUUAGUUGGUACCAAUUGGUAUCUGUCAAGAGCUGUUCAUCGAUCGCUAUCAAUUGGCAAACUAAGUUGCACUCAAGACUUCUCAACACAAAGCAUAUACCACGUUGCACAUGCUCAUACCACUGUACGUACAUGUAACUGUUCUUCCUGAAUGUUCUUGUAAAGUUGACUGAAUUACAACUGUCAAUGUGAGCGAUUGUCAAAAGGGUACACCUUUGUUGGUGUGAAGUUAAUGUUGGCAAGCAAUUCACUGUAUACAAGAAAAAGGGAGAAGGCGGAAAUGGGUUUAAAGUUACUAAUGAAUGUAGGUAAAUAAGAACCUUUAUAUUAUUAUUUUUUGGUAAUUUAUAAUAAAAGUCUGUAAGUGUUAAUGACCUAUGUUAAGCGCCUAUUCCCAACAUCUUUUUUUUUUUAAUGUGAUGAAAUUUGUAAGCAAUUGAUACCAAAGUUUGCAAGCACUUGGUAUCAAUUGUCAUUGAUUAUCAUUUUCAUCAAUUGGACACCUCAGGGGGUACAUGUAAGUAAAAGAUAUUGCUAUCGGCGUUGUAUCAACUUGAAGUCUUUCAAGAUAAGUUCACUGUCAUAGUGAGUUUGUCUAUUAAGUAGCUGAUAUUUUGUUAGUUCUUUGUCACAGGAAAAGGGUUUACAUGCAGAACAUCAGCUUUGCAAACCUGUUAUGGCAGUUAAUUAACCCUUAUUAAAUUCAAGUUGAUAGAAAGCCUUUGAACAUUUCAACAAAAGUUUGGAGAGCGGAGGGGGAUUGGAAAAUUAAAGCUUCUUAUAUAAAGUAUGUCAAUCAUUUUAACAUUCACUAAAUGGCAAUUUAUUUUUAAUAAAGUAACUAGUCUUAGUCUAACUAUUUUACAUACACUACAGUAAAACGAAUGCUAUAUUCAAACUUAAUGUUAUGAAUAAGUAUUUAACUAAAACAUUCUUUAGCCAUUCAAGGGGAAAAAACUCUAGUUUUGAAGCAGUCACGGAUGGUUUCAUUUGAAUCACAACUAGCACAGGCAAGUGAAUGCUGUGAUGCAGUGUUAAAAACUUGGGUAUCUGUGCUUCCUACUCUCUACUCCGAUGUACAUAAUAUUCCUGUUGUAUAAAUUAACUUAUGAUUUUAUUUUAUUGCUCUGUGUAAAUGUAUUUUAGAUGGAUAAAUUAUUACAGGUAUUUGUUUUAACUGAUGUCGUUGGUGCUGUUGUCUUAAAAAAA
Orbicella faveolata is the source of this 3447-nucleotide messenger RNA. Its product is annotated as ADP-ribosylation factor-like protein 15. NCBI's taxonomy places the organism in Eukaryota, Metazoa, Cnidaria, Anthozoa, Scleractinia, Merulinidae. Gene Ontology annotation, molecular function: GTP binding; GTPase activity. The record is from RefSeq and is a predicted model, not a curated record.